AUGUGCGCAUAUCAAGGAAAUCCGUCGAUUUCCCGAUUGUUGCAAAUGCAACAGGAUCAGCAGAAAAUGAUUGAACAAACUAAAAAUAUGUCAAUCGAUGAGCAAAAUGCUCGUACCGUCCUAAUAAAUCUGUGGCAUGUUCUAGAAAGUCGAAUGUUUCAAUCAAUUGCCUAUUGGGAUAAUGAAAGCUUCCAUAUUUCUGAUCCAUACUUGUUCGAGAGACAUGUUCUGAAAUUAUUCAAGACUAACGAUAUUAAUGACAUUUUUAAAGUGCUGUUUAUGUGCGGCUUCGGCAAGAUUACCCACGUCUCUCACGGCUGCCAUGUUCACCUGGAGUUUAGCCAUCCGUUUUUCAAAAAAGGACGUUUUGAUCUACUAUCACAGAUUAAGAUUCAGAUCCCCACGGGCUUCAUUCCGGACUCCUCUACUCCGCCUCCUCAGCCUCCUCAGACAAAUCAUAUCAUACUAACUCCUAUUAAGUCAUAGUUAGGCAGCUCUAAACAUAGUUAGGAAGAGUUAGUCAGAGUAAAUCAGAUCGACAAAGUACAAUCAGACCAAUUCCGAGCUAGGCAUAGUUAGGCAGAUCUAGGAAGAGGAAAUCAGAGUAAAGUAACUAAGAAAUUUUAUCGAAUGAAGGGGUAGAGCUAGGCAUAGCUAAGCAGAGCUAAGCAGAGCUAGGCAGAGCUAGGCAGAGUAAAGCAUUUCUGAUUUACUAUGGAAUCGAUUGUUUUUCUGGCCCGCCUGUACCGGGCUCCGGCCUGCUCCCGCCAAUGGGCCCCCACAUCGUCGCCGAAAACACUGGCCGUAUCAACGCUUUGGAACAGGAAAAUGCGAAAUUGAAAUGGAAAUGCAAGCAGCUUGAAUCAAAUCAGACCAUACUUUUCAGGAUGAUUCAGGAUAUCAAGAGAUCGUCGGCUCCUGCGGCUCCUGCUCCUGUGACAGUGUUGAAAAUGUGGCCAAACGAAAUGAGAAGCCAGUCGUUGGAAGAGAAUCUUGACGCAAAACUUGAGCAAUUCAAAAAGGAGCAUUCUCCGGUCAAGGAACGAGGAAAUUGCUCCAAAACACGAAAAAUAUCCGAGAAUCAGCCGCCGCCGAGCUUUGAAGUUGUCAUGGCUAAGAUUCGUGGAAUUCAAGAAAGUUUGAAGAAUAUGGAAGAUCAGAUGAAUGAAGAAGAGCGCGGAAAGGAAAUGCCAGAUUCGACUGAAAAUUCCUUCGACUUUUCGAAAAUUUGGCAAUAUUUCGAUCAGACGAGGAUCGAGGAAAUUCGUGCGCUUUUGAAGAAACGUCAAUUUCCGGAUUCGCCAUAA
This is a messenger RNA of Caenorhabditis elegans, 1307 nucleotides long. The record is from the annotation of a RefSeq genome assembly. Lineage: Eukaryota; Metazoa; Nematoda; Chromadorea; Rhabditida; Rhabditidae.